AGGCCCGAUUCCCCUUUGUUCGGGUUCGCCAUUUUGCGAGGCAGCGGCAGUGGCGGCGGCAGCGGCGGCUGGAGCCUCUGAUUGGGUUUCGGAGUCCGGUACUGGAGCCAAUCAGCGCGGGCAGCGAACCGGGGGAGCGAGGCACGGAGUGCAUCUCGCACUUCUAGGACCUCGGGGGUGCACCUCUCCGUGUACAGGAUCCUGACGUGGAGGGACCAUGGAGCAGUAUACGGCGAACAGCAAUAGUUCCACGGAGCAGAUCGUUGUACAGGCUGGACAGAUUCAGCAGCAGCAGCAGGGUGGUGUCACUGCUGUCCAGUUGCAGACUGAGGCCCAGGUGGCAUCCGCCUCAGGCCAGCAAGUCCAGACCCUCCAGGUCCAGGGGCAACCAUUAAUGGUACAGGUCAGUGGAGGCCAGUUAAUCACAUCAACUGGCCAACCCAUCAUGGUCCAGGCUGUCCCUGGUGGACAAGGUCAAACCAUCAUGCAAGUACCUGUAUCUGGGACACAGGGUUUGCAGCAGAUACAGUUGGUGCCACCUGGGCAGAUCCAGAUCCAGGGGGGGCAGGCUGUGCAAGUGCAGGGCCAGCAGGGCCAGACACAGCAGAUCAUCAUCCAGCAGCCCCAGACAGCCGUCACCGCCGGCCAGACCCAGACACAGCAGCAGAUUGCUGUCCAGGGGCAGCAAGUGGCACAGACUGCCGAAGGGCAGACCAUCGUCUAUCAGCCAGUUAAUGCAGACGGCACCAUUCUCCAGCAAGUUACAGUCCCUGUUUCAGGCAUGAUCACCAUCCCAGCAGCCAGUUUGGCAGGAGCACAGAUUGUUCAGACAGGAGCCAACACCAAUACAACCAGCAGUGGACAAGGAACUGUCACUGUGACACUGCCAGUGGCAGGCAAUGUGGUCAAUUCAGGAGGGAUGGUCAUGAUGGUGCCUGGUGCUGGAUCUGUGCCCGCUAUCCAAAGGAUCCCUCUACCUGGGGCAGAGAUGCUCGAAGAAGAGCCUCUCUAUGUGAAUGCCAAACAGUACCACCGCAUACUUAAGAGGAGGCAAGCCCGGGCCAAGCUAGAGGCAGAAGGGAAAAUUCCAAAGGAGAGAAGGAAAUACCUUCAUGAGUCUCGGCACCGUCAUGCCAUGGCACGGAAGCGUGGUGAAGGUGGACGAUUUUUCUCUCCAAAGGAAAAAGAUAGUCCUCAUAUGCAGGAUCCAAACCAAGCAGAGGAAGAAGCCAUGACACAGAUCAUUCGAGUGUCCUAACCCCCGGCCACGUGAUGGAGCGGAUUAAGGUCAUGUUCCUCGCCACUGUUGCCCACUGUUCCAGGAAAGUGAUCAAUUCUUCCGAUGGGACACUGAUGAUCACAUUCUGCCCUUUUCUACAGGACAGAAACCCACUUAAUUUUUAAUAAGUGGCUCCGCAUUACACUUGCAGUGGUGUCUGGCAAAUGAAGUUGCAAGCCUUUGUCUCACCCUUUCAGUCGGGACCUAUUUUAGACUGUUGAUGACAUUGACAUUUCAUGGAUUAGGAUGAUGCGAGGGACCUCUGCCAGCCCAGCAGUACCACACACAGCACUUGUGUUGACUGGUGAAGCCAGCCAGCCAUCUCAGCAGGGGAGAACAAGCUUCUCAACCUAAAUUGCAAUCAGGGAAGCAGUCCUUCCCAUGGAUUCUAAAAAUCACCCAUCCCUCUGAUGAGGGAUCUCAGGCGGACUAAAGUGAAUGGACACUUUGUAUUCCGAGAUGACUUCCAGGCAAGGAAGUUCUAUCUCAUGAUAUGGAAACAAUAAAUUCUCUGAGAUACAUUCAUCUAAUCUGUGGUAAUAAUGAGAAUCUCUGUCUACCCAGAUGAUAGGUUGGUAUUUUUGGACUCCAGCCAAGAAAAAGCUAAUUCUGGGGAUAGAGUUUUAAAAGACUCAAGCACUAAAAAUAUAAAUUGCUGAAUCGUCUUUAGCUUUGACAAGUUGUGGUCUGCUUGUCUGUCUGUGGAGGUCAUCUGUACCAUAGUUCUUACUAUGGCUACUUUUAAGACAAUUAGAAGGUAUUGGACCUUGAAACUGCCUUUCCUAAGUAGAGAACAAAACAAUACAACAACAACAAAAAUACAACAACUUCUGUGGUGAAGUGCUAAGGACAUUUUGUAGUAACUCCUACUAACCAGAGAGCCAAACUGGAGAUUUUCAAUCGUAGGCUUGGUGACAGCAUUUGGGAAAUAGAAGGGUUUGUGUGUGUGUCAGUCUAGAAGAAGAGAGCAAGUAGUAUAUAUACCCAUUUGUUGUCAUACAGCAUGAUUCUCCAGUGGAUGGAUGCCUGGGAUGGAUCUUUAAGAUGAAGAGGCUAAUUUACAUUUACACUAACCUUUUAAUAAGCACGGAACAGGAGAAGUCUGAGAUGUGGUCCUUGACAAUUUCUGGAAAGCACUGUUCAAUCAAGCUGUCCUGGACAACGCCAGGUUACCUGUUAGAGCGUGAGGUGGAUGUUGGCUUCACUCCUGCAGCACUUUGUGCUGGCCACAGAGAGUACACAUUCUCAUUCUUCCCAUGGCAGCUGACUCUUUGGUGCCAGUCUCCGUUUGUUUCCCCCUUUUCUCCAUAAGCCUUGUGCAGAAAGGUUUUCACAUUGCACCCACAUUUUGCAGAUAACUGCAGACUGGAAAUAGAGAUUCCUGCAGUGUCAGACACUGGGUCACAGUUCCCAGAAUGAGUUGUGCCUCAGAAAUCCAUUUCCUUUCCAGAUGUUGAACCCUGGGAGAAAAAAGAUGGUAUUUCAGAAGAGCCGCUGCCUUCUCUGGAAACAAAGAAGGAAAACUUAAUUCUUUUGAAGAACAUUUGGGUUUGACUUAAAUACCAAGAGUAAAGAUUGGCUCUGUUUUUUAUAGUUUUAUUAAGAAGGAAAAGAUAUUAAACCCUCUAAAGAAAACAUCACAUAAGGAAAUCAUUGUAA
This is a messenger RNA of Rhinolophus ferrumequinum (greater horseshoe bat), 2938 nucleotides long. RefSeq names its product nuclear transcription factor Y subunit alpha (gene NFYA). Gene Ontology annotation, molecular function: DNA-binding transcription factor activity, RNA polymerase II-specific; RNA polymerase II cis-regulatory region sequence-specific DNA binding. NCBI's taxonomy places the organism in Eukaryota, Metazoa, Chordata, Mammalia, Chiroptera, Rhinolophidae. The transcript is spliced from 10 exons. The coding region runs from base 218 to 1258 and encodes 346 amino acids. The record is from RefSeq and is a predicted model, not a curated record. Gene Ontology annotation, biological process: regulation of transcription by RNA polymerase II. Gene Ontology annotation, cellular component: CCAAT-binding factor complex.